Molecule: messenger RNA, 751 nt
Organism: Helianthus annuus (common sunflower)
Lineage: Eukaryota; Viridiplantae; Streptophyta; Magnoliopsida; Asterales; Asteraceae
Exons: 2
Coding region: 151-636 (161 amino acids)
Source: RefSeq, a predicted model, not a curated record
UCUCCUUUUAAAACAAAGUAAUAUCUCCACAUACGCAAUCAAAUCCACCAUUACGACCACUGCUGACUCUUCUUCUCCCCCAAAAUCUCGCAUUUUGCAGCCCUAAUUCUCCAACUUCCACCAUUCACAAACCCCCUAAUUUCCACUACAAUGAAAUUCUUCAAACGGAUAGCAGGAUUUCUCGGAUUGGGAACUCACGAAGUCAACAAAGACUCUGAAGACGAAAUCGACGAUGCAAACGCACACAAUACUUCCAAUUCUACCGAUGAAAUGCAUCAUUAUGUUGAUCCUAAUCUUCCUCGUAAAGGUUUUAGUGUUUCCGUUCAAGUUCCGGUUGAUAAAACGGUUCAAAUCGGGCCGGUUUUGGUUCCGUGCCCCGCCGGUGACGGUGGCGUUCAGGGUCUGCAAUGGUAUACACGUGGCCUAAAGAUAGACGAAGACGGAGAUGUUGCAGACCAGUUUCUUGAAGAGGUGUUAACUGAAACAGUAGCAGGGGAUGUACCUCAGAACACAUGGUCAAAGUUUGAAGUCAAAUUGAUCACUAAAUCUGCAAAAGCUAGGAACCCGUGUCUAUCCAAAGAAGGAACAGUCCAACACUAUGUCAGAUACCAUGGACAACGGCAGCUGAUUGGAUGAAAAGCUUUUUUUAUCUGGUUGGUUGUUUGAACAUGUAAUUGACUUGUGAUACAAGAUAAUGAACUUUUGUUUCAAGGUGUUUAAAGUUCUGGCAUAUAUUUAUUUGUUUUGCUUU